Molecule: messenger RNA, 975 nt
Organism: Castor canadensis (American beaver)
Lineage: Eukaryota; Metazoa; Chordata; Mammalia; Rodentia; Castoridae
Source: RefSeq, a predicted model, not a curated record
AUGGGUGGAGUUAGAGAUGAAGCCUUCCCUCUUAGAAGGUGCAGUGAUAUCAACUAUCCCACCUGCCAACCUGAGGUGAAGAUUCAUCUUACUGGUUUUCAAAAUGACUACUAUCUGAAUAUCCUAAACUGAAAAUUUCAAAAUCUUGUUGCUGUCGCCCUUGGGUCUGUUGUAUCCAUAUGGAAUGGGAAAAGCCACAAUGGGAUUGAAAACAUUGACUUGAGUUUCACCUGUAAUUAUCUAUCUUCAGUGUUGAUAAAAGAGGGAGCGUGCCUGGCCGUUGGCGCCAGCGAGGGAGAGUUUCAGUUGUGGGACAUGGUAACUAAAAAGCAGCUGAGAAAUAUGCUUGGUCACUUGUCAGUAGUUGGAGCCCUGAGCUGGAAUCACUGUAUCCUCAGCAGUGGGUCGAGACUGGGACGUGUUUAUCAUCAUGAUGUUCGGGUCGCCCAGCAUCACGUGGGAACACUUCGUCACAAGCAAGCUGUGUGUGCUCUGAAGUGGUCACCAGAUGGCAGGCUGCUUUCCAGUGGCUGUAGUGAUGGACUGCUGACAAUAUGGUCCCACUAUCCAGGUGCCUCUGCUCAGGGCCAACCACUGAAAGUCAUACCUCAACCCACAGCAGUUAAGGCCAUGGAUUGGUGUCCCUGGCAGUCUGAGGUCCUUGCUGUUGGAGGAGGAAUGAAGGAUGGAUGCCUGCACAUUUUGGAUAUAAAUACUGGGAGGAGCAUCCAGAUCCCAAGUAUAAACACUCAGAUUUGUUCCCUAAUUUGGCUACCUAAGACAAAGGAGAUUGCAAACAGGCCAAGGUGCUCCAGAAAUGUAACUCUGUGGACCUGUCCUACACUGACCAGGUCAGGCCACAGAGGCAGGGUGCUGCACCUGGCUUUGAGUCCAGACCAGACCUGGGUGUUUUCUGCCGCCGCAGAUGGGACAGCCUGUGUGUGGAAGUGUGACCAGUCCCUGGGCCCCUUCUAG